Molecule: messenger RNA, 360 nt
Organism: Cotesia congregata
Lineage: Eukaryota; Metazoa; Arthropoda; Insecta; Hymenoptera; Braconidae
Source: the annotation of a GenBank genome assembly
AUGCAACCUGAUAACGACCCACGACUUCCUACUUACGCAGAAGCAACUAGAGCGCAAGUGAACCACGCUCACGAGCACUAUCCAACUACAUAUCCAGCAUACACAAAUCCAAUAUCUCCGUACACAACAUCUGAGCUGCCGAAUUAUUCUCACCCGCCUUCGGUGCCACUCUAUCAGUAUGAAAAUAAUCAGUUACCUACAAACACUCCCGCUGCUCAACGAAUCCAUAUAAUUACGGAAAUAGUCCCGCAAUCCAGAUCCGUCAGCUGUACAAGACGGCAUGGAAUUUUUUGGGGAAUCGUCUUUGGUCUUCUCAUCUUUGCCGGCAUUUUACGGGUGAUAAUGUCAUAUCACAACUGA